Chinchilla lanigera (long-tailed chinchilla) is the source of this 1821-nucleotide messenger RNA. It is a transcript of the gene Arl6ip5, whose product is annotated as ADP-ribosylation factor-like 6 interacting protein 5. Gene Ontology annotation, biological process: negative regulation of transport. Lineage: Eukaryota; Metazoa; Chordata; Mammalia; Rodentia; Chinchillidae. The record is from RefSeq and is a predicted model, not a curated record. The transcript has 3 exons. Bases 486 to 1052 code for a protein of 188 amino acids. Gene Ontology annotation, cellular component: membrane.
CAUCCUGCGGUGACCCUGUGCUUGUCUUUCUUUCCAUUCCACAUAGAUUGGCAUCGAACAGCUGCAGAUUUUUUCUCUCUCUCUAAGGCACAGAACGCGCUCCUAGGUUCUACGCUCAAAAAAGAAGAUUUAAAAAGGGACAGUUUGUUGCCAGGGAAGGCACCGCCACCUCCCUUCAGACAGGCGAUUUCCGCUGGUUGCGGUUUUUUUUUUUUUGCGGUCUUGGGUUGCUGUCUUUAAUUUCAUCUGUAUUCUGCCUUUGGUCUCUAGCGCUGUUGCGGCCCCUCUUUUCCUGUAACCAAUCUCUUCGAGCCAAUCGAGAAGCAAAAAGCAGCAAACACGCCCUCCCGCUCCGGAUUCCCUUCGGUCGCUGCCCGCCAACCGCAGAGCCGCUCGAGCGAGGGCCGCUGUCUGCGCUCGCUCCCCGCUCGCUUGCCGCCGCCGCCGCCGCGGGAUCCGGGAGGUGAAGCAGGCCGCGCGCAGACAUGGACGUGACGGUCGCCCCGCUCCGCGCCUGGGACGACUUCUUCCCGGGCUCCGACCGCUUCGCCCGGCCGGACUUCAGGGACAUUUCCAAAUGGAACAACCGCGUCGUGAGCAAUCUGCUCUAUUACCAGACCAACUACCUGGUGGUGGCUGCCAUGAUGGUCUCCGUGGUGGGGUUUCUGAGCCCCUUCAACAUGAUCCUUGGAGGAAUUGUGGUGGUGCUGGUGUUCACAGGGUUCGUGUGGGCUGCCCACAAUAAGGACAUCCUCCGCCGGAUGAAGAAGCAGUACCCCACCACGUUCGUGAUGGUGGUCAUGCUGGCCAGCUAUUUCCUCAUAUCCAUGUUUGGGGGAGUCAUGGUCUUUGUGUUUGGGAUCACUUUUCCUUUGUUGUUGAUGUUCAUCCACGCGUCCCUGAGACUUCGGAACCUCAAGAACAAGCUGGAGAAUAAAAUGGAGGGCAUCGGUGUGAAGAGGACGCCCAUGGGCAUCAUUCUGGAGGCCUUGGAGCAGCAGGAGGAAGGCAUCAGCAAACUCACUGACUAUAUCAGCAAAGUGAAGGAAUAAACCUUUCUCCUGGGGACAGGGCUGCAGCUGAAAUUGAGUUGCAAUUUGUCCUCGUCCAGAUCUACUUUUUGUUUGUGUUUUUUAAAUAGGAGGUGCACGUUUUACCACCCAGCUACCUACGGCAGCAUGCACGUGCUGGCCCUACUCUUAACAUCUGUGAUGUCACCGAGCCAAGUCCUCAGAAGCUGAACGCAAACCACCCUCCUGUUGUCUGAGGUUUCCAGUGUGGUAAUGACAGAGAGCUAUGGAUUCUCCAGCAACAAUAUGGCUAUCUCGUAGGGAAAAAAAUAAUUGUAAAAUAUCAAGGAAAUAGAAGUCAAUGAAAAAGCUGUCAAAGGAAAAGAAAAAUAAAUAAAAAGAGAAAAGGCUGUCAAAGUAGAUGACAUCAUGUAUUAGAGCGUUUUGAUUCCUUCCUGGCACCUUCUCCAAAAUUCCGUAGGAUGGUAUUGUGUGAGGUAUCAGUUAGUUUAGUUUGUAUUAUUAUUCUUCAAAAAAAUCAAAGAUGAUUCUAUCAUUUUGCUGCCUGUUUGACUUGCAGUAUAACUGGAUGAGCCAGUUGUUUAUACUUUGUUUACGAAUAUAAAGGUAGCUGUUUAGGAGAAUAUUUUGUUAAAUUUUUGUAAAUUUUUGAAAUGCUGGUAAUGUGUGUUCACCAGCAGGUAUUUGUUGCAAAUUUUGUUAUCUUCCUUGAGGUUACAGCUGUGUAGCCCGUAUUAUUCUUGGCUGACUUGUUAAAAUACAAACAAAAUAAAACCAAACUUAAGUUCUA